This is a messenger RNA of Paramecium octaurelia, 2361 nucleotides long. NCBI's taxonomy places the organism in Eukaryota, Ciliophora, Oligohymenophorea, Peniculida, Parameciidae. The record is from the annotation of a GenBank genome assembly.
AAAUGAGUGCUUCUAAUGUUUAUCAUGUUGACUAAAACGUAAUAUUUGUGCUGAAAGAUAGUUCAUCAAAUGAUAAAUAGAAACAAUAAAGUAUUCAAUUUACCAAUUAUAGUCCGCAAAAUCAACAAGGAAAAGUUAAAAAUAAUCUUGCAAAUUAGCGGAUGCAAAGCAGCUCAUUCAUAUUCUCUUUGUGAGAAAAUCUUUGAAAUGAUAUUCAGUAAAUUGUUGGGUACAAAAACACUCAAUACUUUUAGAAAAUUUUGAUAAACAAAAGAACCAUCAACCAUUAAAUGGAUAAUCUAAUAAACAAGUAAACUCAGCCACAAUAACUGAAAAACACUUCAAAGAAUUAGUAUUCAACUCUGUAUUUGAGAAAAAAUAUAUUCGAGAAAAAGAAGACCUUUAUAAAGAAGAUUUUUAAAUUGCAUGGAGUUUGACAGAAAAAAAGUAGCCACUCAUCAUCCUAUUUGGUGGUACAUCAGGUACUGGCAAAAGCACAGCCAGCAGUAUCUUAGCGUCAAGAUUUGGGAUUUCCACAGUCCUGAGGUAUUACUUUACUAAAUGUAAGCACUGAUUCCAUAAGACAUAUAAUGAGAAAUUUCUUGUCGAAAGAAGAAAACCCUGUAUUGUUUGCAAGUACUUAUGAGGCUGGUAAGACAUUGCCUGAUCUGAAUAUCAGCGAUCAAAGGAGGAUAAUAAAAGGAUAUAAGGCUUAAUGUGAAUUAGUUUAAUAGAGAUUAGAACAUGUAAUUAAUACUUUUGAUGAGAAAAUGGAUUCUAUCAUCAUUGAAGGAGUACAUCUGACACCUAUUUUUAUGAUGAAGAUUAUGAAAAAGUACAAGAGAGUGUUACCAUUUGCAAUUUGCAUUAAAAAGGAAUCAAAGCAUAAGGAGAGAUUUGCAGUGAGAUCAAAAUACAUGACUUUAGAUUCUAGACAUAACAAAUAUGUUGAGAACUUUCAAAAUAUUAGAUUGAUUCAAAAAUGGUUUUUAGAUAAGGCUGAUGAAUUCCUUAUUCCAAAAGUAGACAAUGUCAACAUCGAUAAAAGUAUAGACACCAUACAUAGAACUAUUAUCCAAUACAUGAAACAUCUAUCAGAUGAUCAAUCUGUUACUGAACUUAAAAAUGCUUUGCCCAUCUAUGAAGAAUUCAAUAAGGUGAUAAGUGAUGCAUGGAGUUCAAAGGAAGUAAAGGAUUAUAUACAUAGUUAAGUGAAUAAAACUGAGAUUUAUGAGCAAUUCUUACAAAAGAUGAAUGAACAAUAGGCAGACACAAAUACAACCAUCACCUAAGAAACAGACAAAGUCAAUCCAAAAGUCUUGAUUUAAUAAUCAGUUCAGAAAUUCAAUGAAAUCAGUUUCAAAAAUGAAAAUAGGGAUAAUCAAAACAAUCUAACCAAUACAACUGAAGUUAAUUAUAUAGUAGAUGAUCAGGAUGAGAAAAAGGAGAAUCUCAAUCAUAUAAGUGAUCAGGAGGAUCAAAAUGAAGAGAGAAGGAGAAGAAAUCAGGAUAAUAAUGCCAAUCCAACAUUGAAGAAAACUAAGUCAUUGAAAACAUUGAUCACUUAAAAUGAGAGUGAGUAACAAAUUCAAGAACCUAUCAAAGAGGAGAAUAGCAAAAAGUAAUUGAAAGUGGCAUUUUAAGAACCUGAAUUUGAGAAGGAGGAGUAAGAGUAGACAGAAUAAAGACCUCAUAGAACUGAUUAUAAAGGCAUUUUGUAUCAUCUCACUAAGCAUAAGAGGAUCUUCUUAAGCAAAAAGACUAAACCUUCAAAUCUUGUAUUUAUAAAGAAGAUGAUUUCUAAUUAUAAUAAAAGUUAUCAAAGUCAUGACAGAAUCAAACUAAUUCAAAAUAAUGACGGUAGUUACUGCUUAUUCAAAAUGAAUGUAUAAAAGUUCAUUAAGAAAUCAGAUUCAAGGGAAGAGUCUUCAAGUGAACCUGAUGACAAGUAUUAAAUCAUUUAUAUUCUAGUGAAUAAUCAGUUGUUUAAUAAGGGAGAUCGCUUAUGACUUUAUCUAAUUUUCCAUUCAGUGAAAGAAGAGAUCAAUCAGAUGGGGAUUCUGUAAGAUUCAGAAAUGAUGUGAAUAGUGAUGAGGAGGAAAUUGAAAAUGAAAACGAAAAUGAAAAUUCUGUCGAAGGUAAUUUAAGAUGAUCUAUAGAAUAUUAGCAUCUAGUUCUGAUGAAGAGGAGGGUAAUCUGGAGAAAGUUAAAUUGAAAAUGAAUGACGAUGAGGAAGAUUAUAUUGAACUCCAAAAGAUUAUUGAGGAAGAUGAGCAAAUCAAUGAGCAAGAUGAAAUCAUGGAAACUCCAUUAUAAGUUUAAUUACUUGAUUAAUAAGAGUAUUAAGAUCAAUCCCCUUGA